AUGGUCCUGGCGACUGCCGGACGACGGUAUCAGAUUGCAAAGAAAGAGAAUGUUGGUAGUGGACGUCAUGGUGGUCGGCGGCAAAGAGCGGGACAGGGUAAUGUGACCUUGAUCAUCGACCAUCACGACGUCUACGGCUCGCUCUCGUUGUCGUCCAGGACGAUUCCUCCCCCAAAGACGAAGACUACGUUCCAUGUAGCGUCCAAAUUCUCGAACGCCUGCGGCAGCCCUGCAGCAGCCAGUUUUGGACGACAUACCGUGAAGAUUUCUGUUGCUCUAAUCCGAGCUCGAUGUCCUAUGACUGGAAUCAGCAACGUCAACUACGACAAAACGUCAGGAACUAAAAAGAUGGCUGAGAUAGGAAAAGAAUAUCUCAUCGUUGGCAAGAAUGACAUUCACUUCACUCUUACUGCAUUCAAUAGAGAAACUGCUGAACACGACUAUCACUAUAGCUGGAGUCAUCAUUACCUCUACGAGUCAUUAGAAUGUCCAUUUCAUGCGGAAUUCUUGAUAGAGCGGCAACUACACAUUGUUAUAUCGGAAGGUGAUAACUAG
This is a messenger RNA of Desarmillaria tabescens, 555 nucleotides long. RefSeq lists its product as uncharacterized. Bases 1 to 555 code for a protein of 184 amino acids. NCBI's taxonomy places the organism in Eukaryota, Fungi, Basidiomycota, Agaricomycetes, Agaricales, Physalacriaceae. The record is from RefSeq and is a predicted model, not a curated record. The transcript is spliced from 4 exons.